Molecule: messenger RNA, 552 nt
Organism: Cylindrotheca closterium
Lineage: Eukaryota; Bacillariophyta; Bacillariophyceae; Bacillariales; Bacillariaceae
Source: the annotation of a GenBank genome assembly
AUGGUCGUUGGUACAUCUGGUCUGGGACCGGGUCGGCAAAGCUUACGCCGAGCCUGCUUUCCGGAUAUGUCAACCGAUCUGAAGACAUCCAUGCAUGUGAAAGUUAGGGUUAGGGAGGGUAUUGGUCGUGACCAGUCUCCGAACGGAGGUCAAGGAACUGUGUGGGAAGCCAUUGCACAAGUGUUGGAAACGACUCUGGGAAUUGAGUCAGUGGAGGAGAGUGCGAGAGGCUUGAGCAGGGAAAUCGCUAUCAUGGAAUCCACCUUGUCAGGAAAGGUAGACUCACUUGAUUAUGAAGAUACUAUGAUACCCUUGGAGAAGGCGCUCGUUUGUCUUGUGGAAAGAAUCAUGACUCUUGAGACAAGAUUUCCUUUGGAGUCUCCGAAAGCUCACCAGGAACAUUCGUCCUCCCGUUUUCACAAAUUCAAUCAAGGUGAAGAGCUCGACAGCAUUCAAGGUCGAGUGGUAAAGUUAGAGUCAAUUCUUCAGACGAUGCGCGACUCUGGUUUUGGUGAAGGUGUGGAGCGCCCAUGUUCCAGAGAGGGAAGUUAA